Molecule: messenger RNA, 1819 nt
Organism: Rhinolophus ferrumequinum (greater horseshoe bat)
Lineage: Eukaryota; Metazoa; Chordata; Mammalia; Chiroptera; Rhinolophidae
Product: F-box only protein 17
Exons: 6
Coding region: 238-1074 (278 amino acids)
Biological process (GO): SCF-dependent proteasomal ubiquitin-dependent protein catabolic process; glycoprotein catabolic process
Cellular component (GO): SCF ubiquitin ligase complex; cytoplasm
Molecular function (GO): ubiquitin protein ligase activity; protein binding
Source: RefSeq, a predicted model, not a curated record
UCUCUCCCGCCUGCCGCCUGAUCUCAGAGCCGCCCACCCCAGCGCUGGACUUCACCCACCACCCCCGGGGAGAGGACCGUCUGCCCACACCGCUGUCCCGGGGCUCCUUAGGCGGGGCCGACCCCGGGGAGCCCCCCGACGGCCUCCCAGAGCUGGGUGGGGAAGGGGAUCUUAGCCCGCUGCCGCCUCCGAGCGAGCCACCAAGUGAGCGCCGGGACAGGAUUCCAGCGGCCGGAUAUGGGCGCCCGGCCCUCGCGGCGGCGGCAGCCCGCGGAUCCGCCCAUAGCCUUGGACGCGCUGCCCCCGGAGCUGCUGGUGCUGGUGCUGAGCCACGUGCCGCCGCGCGCGUUAGUGACGCGCUGCCGCCCAGUGUGCCGCGCGUGGCGCGACGUAGUGGACGGGCCCUCGGUGUGGCUCCUGCAGCUGGCCCGCGACCGCAGUGCCGAGGGUCGCGCACUCUACGCCGUGGCCCAGCGCUGCCCGCCCAACAGCGAGGACGAGGAAGAGUUUCCACUGUGCGCCCUGGCGCGCUACUGCCUCCGAUCGCCCCUUGGCCGGAACCUCAUCUUCAAUUCCUGCGGAGAACAGGGCUUCAGAGGCUGGGAGGUGGAGCACGGCGGGAAUGGCUGGGCCGUGGAAAAGAACUUAACACUGGUGCCGGGGGCUCCUUCUCAGACCUGUUUCGUGACUUCUUUCGAAUGGUGCUUCAAGCGGCAGCUUGUGGACUUGGUAAUGGAAGGGGUGUGGCAGGAGCUGCUGGACAGCGCCCAGAUUGAGAUCUGUGUGGCCGACUGGUGGGGCGCCCGAGAGAACUGCGGCUGCGUCUACCGGCUCCGGGUCCGCCUUCUGGACGUGUAUGAAAAUGAAGUGGUCAAGUUCUCAGCCUCACCCAACCCGGUCCUUCAGUGGACUGAGAGAGGCUGCCGACAGGUCUCCCACGUCUUCACCAACUUUGGCAAGGGCAUCCGCUAUGUGUCUUUUGAGCAGUAUGGGAGAGACACGCGCUCCUGGGUGGGACACUAUGGCGCCCUGGUGACCCACUCCAGUGUGAGGGUGAGGAUCCGCCUCUCCUAGCCCACCAGCCUGAUCAGGCCUUCCAGGACCUACUGUUGUUACCUGCCAGACAUGACUGACAAUCAAGGGUGGCUUUGCAGCUGGGGAUACCGUGUGGCUUGUUCCCAGCCAGCCUCCACCGAACCCCACUUGAGGCUACUUCAGCACAGUGGCCCAGAUGCUGCUCCAGAAACCAGGGAUCCAACCAAGCUGUUCAGAGCUUCCCCAAAAUAACCAAGACCUUUAUUUUGCCUGCAAAUUGUUCUCUUUCACAUGUGGACGUUAGUUGGCAGACCAAGUCAAAAAAACAAAAGCCAAACCAGGAUUUCUAACGGGGAAAAGCUGCCGACAACCUGGGACAAUGACUAGUUGGCAUGUUUCCACGGUAAGCUGAUUGCUGGCGAGGAGCAGAGGCCAGUCAGGGCAACCUGUCCUCGAGAGGACCAACAAGGGCAUCAGAGGGAACCCUUUCUGUUUUGGGGAGUCUCUGGCAUUCAGCCACCUCCAAUAUUGCCCUUCAGCACCUCCCCUUGGGGCCAGACUGGUGCUAUUUCUUGCAGAAUUCCUGAGGCUCCAUUAACCCCCAAACCGUCUUCCACCUGCACCUCCUACCCCAGCCUCAGAGACAGCUCGCCUCCUGCAGGGCAAACACCUUUUCUCCACUCGAGUCCGCCUGCAUACAAACUGCAGGAGCAAGGCCUGCCACAAAGGAAAGCUCUCCUGUCCUGACUCCCACGUCUCCUGCUUCCUCCAGCUGGGCACAGCC